Thyridium curvatum is the source of this 1839-nucleotide messenger RNA. RefSeq lists its product as uncharacterized. Lineage: Eukaryota; Fungi; Ascomycota; Sordariomycetes; Thyridiales; Thyridiaceae. The coding region runs from base 1 to 1839 and encodes 612 amino acids. The transcript has 3 exons. The record is from RefSeq and is a predicted model, not a curated record. Gene Ontology annotation, molecular function: oxidoreductase activity; copper ion binding.
AUGCGUCUUCUCAGCGGUAUCGUGGCCUUCUGGCCCGUUGCUCUCCUCCUGUUGGUAGUCUCUGCGAGCCCGUUGCCGGACUGCAAUGGCGAGCCUCGCAAGUUCGAGUUGACUCUGACAUGGGAGAAACAUGCUCCCGAUGGUUUCGAGAGGGAAAUGGCCCUCAUCAACGGGGGAUUUCCCGGCCCAUUGAUGGAGAUCAACGAGGGGGAUGAUGUCGAGGUGCUCGUUCACAACAAAAUGCCGUACAAUACCACCAUCCACUUCCACGGCAUUGAAAUGGAGGGAACACCUUGGUCGGAUGGCGUGCCCGGUCUCACACAGCGGCAGAUCAAGCCCGGUAACAGCUUUGUGUACAAGUGGAAAGCAACCCAGUACGGCAGCUACUGGUAUCACGCUCACCAGCGAGGCCAGAUAGACGAUGGUCUUUACGGGCCGCUGGUCAUUCACCCCAGGAAGACCGACCCCAAACCCUUCAGCCUCAUUACCGAAGACCCCAAAAUCCUGAAGGCAAUUAUCAAGGCUGAGGAGGAUGCCAAGCCUCUGGUCCUCUCCGACUUGAGGCACGUCACUUCCGAGGAGAAUUGGAAGAUUGAGAUUGCCGCAGGGAUCGAGACACCCUGUUAUGACUCCAUCCUAAUCAAUGGAAAGGGCCGUGUUCAAUGCUGGAGCAAGGAGAAGAUUGCGUCGCUCCUUACACCAGACCAGAAGACCUUCCUAAAGCUUGGUAACGAGACUGCCCUAACUGCCAAGGCGUGUCUUUCUGGCAAUAUAAUUGGCAAUGUACUUGCGGCGGGCUUGCCAACCAACCUUUCAGCUGUGCCUCCCGAGAUCUUUGACGUUUGCACGCCCACCAAUGCCCCACAGGAGGUCAUCGAGGUCACUAAGUCGAAGUGCAGCCAGGAUAAAUGGGUCGCCUUCAAUGUCAUCGCCACCUUUGGCCUCAUCACCGGUAGUUUUUCGAUCGACGGCCACCCCAUGUUCGUCUAUGCCGUGGACGGCUCCUACAUCGAGCCCCAACUGGUUCAUGCCAUCACAGUCACCAACGGUGACCGUUUCUCUGUGAUGGUCAAGGUUGACACAGCCGGAGACUACCCGAUCCGUAUCGCUUCAACCGCCACGGCGCAGAUGAUCACUGGCGUAGCCACGCUUUCCAUCCGUGACACAAAGGAAGCCGGCGCCAAUGCUACCUCCACCGGGGUGGAGCCCUACAUCAAUGACGUGGGCCUCAACACAACCUCUGACGUUGUCUUCUUCAACCAGGGCGCCACCAGGUCCUUCCCUCCAGACGUGAUAAGCCCCGUCGCUGACCGCACCUUCAAGCUGUCGAUGAAGGUCGCCGGCGCCAGCUACAACUGGGCCCUCAACAGUACCAUCUACCCGAUGCAGUUGGACAACGAGGCACCGCUGCUCUUCGAGCCGGACCCGUCGCGCCACAAUAACGUCACCAUCUCGACAUGCUACGGCGAAUGGGUCGACCUCGUCUUCGUGGCCGUCAGCUUCCCCAUGCCACCGCACCCUAUCCACAAGCACGGCAACAAGAUGUGGCUCCUCGGCCAUGGCGAUGGCGAGUUCCCCUACGCGAGCGUGGCCGAGGCGGCCAAGGCGAUGCCGGGCAGUUUCAACCUCGUUAACCCGCCCAAGAGGGACGGGCUGUCGACGCCGCCGGCUACCACGGGUCCGGCAUGGAUGGCUGUGCGGUAUCACGUCACGAACCCCGGUGCUUGGUUCCUCCACUGUCACAUCCAGAGUCACCUGCUCGGCGGCAUGAGCAUGGCUAUUCAGGACGGUGUUGACCGGUGGCCGGUCGUUCCGAAGGAGUAUCUGGACUACCAUUGA